CAGGGCAUCCAAAGGAUGCUUUUGCGCACGCGCAGCCCCUCCCGCCCUGGCCCCAACGCAGUCAAGGGGAGCUUGUGCGCAUGCGGGGCCCGGCCCAGGGGCGCUGAGGAGCGGGUGCCAUGUUCGGCGGCGGCGGCGGCGCUCGUCUCAGCUAUGUUCUGCGGGGAGCCGGGCAGUUGUGUGCAACAUCGACAUUGCUGGCAGCAAGAACAGGAAUGUAGGAGCCGGAAUGAUUCAGAUUCUUUGUUGUUGAAUGAAUAUCCAUGCAGACAAUUAGACCAAUGGCUGGAGAGCUCUACAACACCAGAAUAUUCUGGGCCCCUUUCCAGCUGCCCCAACUGGGAAAGCAGAAUAGAAGAAGGCACAAUAAUGAAGACUUCAAAUAAAAAGAUGAUGACUAAUUCUAAUCCAGCUGAAAGGGAAACGGAUGAAGUGGUUCUGAGGAGAAGACAAAAACAGAUCAAUUUUGGAAAGAAUACGCUUGCUUAUGACAGAUACAUUAAAGAAGUUCCAAAGAAUCAGCGAAUACCAGGAGUUCACCCUAGAACUCCCAACAAAUUUAAGAAGUACAGCCGUAGAUCCUGGGACCAGCAGAUCAGGCUGUGGAAGAUAGCACUGCAUGCCUGGGAUCCUCCUACUGAAGAAACCUGGGAUCUGCAGCCAGUUAAUACAGAACCCUCAGGCAGUUGCCAAGAAUGGUUCUGCAGAGACCAGGAUGAUUCUGACUCCUUUAUGUUUGAUGAAAUGCAGAAGAGAAAUGAGUGUGAAGAUGAGUGCAGACAGGCUGACUACAUGCCAGAGAGUCCCCAUUCUCCUGAUUCUUCUCCUCUAUGGAAACGCAGAAGGAGAAACAAUUCUGACUCCUCUGUGGUCUCAAAGAGCAGAAACCAUUAUGUGCAUAUGUACCACACACUGGGAAGUCUUACUGAUUCGGGACAUCAGGAGGCUUUUUCAAAGUGCUUGGAGUGGGAAGCCUUUGGUGAAAAUGACGAAGUAAUGACAGUACAACAUGGCAUAGAAAUAACAAGUGACGCAAUUCCAGCCAGUUCCUCUUCAGGAUGGAGCAAUCAGAAACAGAAAAAAAGCACCUUCUUUUUUUCUGACAGCAACUCUUGCAGAGAUGCAGACUGCACACUGGACAGGCUUAAACUUCACAGUGGUUUUCUGGAAGGCCGUCAGUCAGAGUGCCCUGAAAGGGGAUGGGGGAGUGCAGGUGCUGAAGAUAGACUAAUGAGGAAAAAAAUUUAAAUACGAAGUGUCUCUUUGUAUAUAGAAUUAUCAAAGGACUUUCUCCUGUGACAGAAAAUGAUUUGAAGAAUAGGAGUAUAGUCUGAGAUGAGCAGACCAAGUCUUGGAAAUCUGGUGCAGUCUCAUAAAACCUGCACUGAAAGAGGAAGAGAUUUGCAGUCAGCAUAUGUGCAAUCAACAUAAAGUGCAAUGUGCAGGUUUCUGCAGUUCUUUAAGGAUAGAUUGUUUUCUGCAAGCUCUGCCUCAAGUGUAAAACUUCAAAUUUCGUUAAGCCUGUGCUGCAACGAUGAUGGACGUUCCUUAAAGCUUUUGUGAGAGUGUUCCUGCUUUUCCUGCGCUGGCAGAUGAUGUAUACAUCAUAUUGUAAAGGCUGCUUUAGUUGAUGGAUGCUGCUGUACCAUUUGGAGAUCACACUACUUGGAGUACGCUAAUGUUAUGCUGGCAAAUUGGUCCAAUAUUGAGUCAAAGUGAAGAAUGCCACCCUUAAACUGUGGAAUUAAACACCCUUUCCUCUACUGGACCAGAAUUGUACAUCCAGCCUGAAGAAGUGCUUCAGAAGAAUGUAGAUAAUUCCAACCUUUCUUCAGUUAAAGACAAACUAUUCUUAGCUUUUGGAUUGGAUGAUUAUCCAUUGGGCUUAUUUACCGUUCUCUGAAGUAAGAUAUAUUAAGCUAGCAUUUGCCUAAGCCUAGUGAGAGGAGAGAAGGGAAAGGUAGAUGGUUUAUCAAAAUCAAACCUCUCUCUUGAAGGAGGCAAGUGACUGAACAGCAGCACAGCCUAAAUACGUGGAUUUUGCCUUUGUGUGUUGCAGCCUGACCUAAAGAGCUGAUCUACUGCUAAGAGUAUCAGGAUGAGCUCAGUGCCUGCUGUUCCUACUGGAGGUGAGCAGCAGUGUUUGGAGCUGCUCUUGGGUGUGGGGUGUCCAGUCUAAAGGCUUUGAUGGUCUUGAGGUAGGCUCUCCUUUGUUUUACUCUUCUAGCACUGUGCUCAGAGGCCAAAGUAAGGGCUGUGGCAACACUGGAGUUUAGACCAGAUUCAUAUGGUAGUUAAGUUUUUUUUGAAAUGGCACUUUAUGUAGCCCGUACUGGGAUACAGAUGUCUGUUACAGUUGGGAGUUGUCUCUGCAGGAGUUCAGUUUGGCUCUUCGCACGGCCCCUGCAGAGUGAUGGCAGUGCUAGGGAUAGGGAUGACACACAGCAGCCUUUCUGUGGGGCUGGGCAGUGUCCCCAAGGGCCAAAAGCCUAUUGUGCUACUGCUGGAAGUAAGCUGCUUCCCCAGGAGCUGCUCCCAGUCCAUUGCAAAAUCUUAUUUCCCAGCACGCUCAGGCUUGGUGUUCAGUAGUGUCCCAGCACAAGGGUGGCUCAGUCACACCACAGACCAUGGAGGGUGUACAUACGAGGAACACACCUGUACAGCACUUCUUCCAAGAAGUAAUAUUUAGAACCUUCUUGUUCCAGUGUGCAUGCUUCCAUGUGAUUUAUGAUGGUUGUAAAUAAGGGAAUGUGUUGACACUUCUUGUCAUUUUGUCUUUAUGCAGAAUAAUUAAAGACUUGAACUUUAAAAAUCCUUGUUAGUCUGCUAUUGCUGUUAUGUUGCCAGAGUUUUGUUCUAAAAGGAAUAUGUCGGUUCAGUACUCCUUUUGUGUGAGUGUUUUAAGGUGUGUUGUCUAUUUUGUGGGUCUUCUUAGCCUUGCUAAAAGGGGGAAGGAGGAAUCUUCAGAGAUUAAAUCAAAUUCUUGUAGGGAGUUUGCAGCACAAUUUGGGUUGUGUCUAACCCUUCAGCUUGUAUUCUGAUGUCUUAUAAUGAACUUAUAUUUCAUAACGUAGUGGAAGGGAGCAGCUGAAUCCCCUGCACCUGUUCUACCAUGAGAAAGGUGUCCUCUUGGGGGGAGGAUAGAGCUGUUGGGUGAGAGUAAUAGGCUGCUAUGAAAUACUUAAGCUCAGUUGUCUGAGCCCUUAAGCUUUUGCCUAGGAUGGACACGGCCUGCAGUAGAUUUAUGGACACAAAUCCAUAGGUUUGUAAUUCAGCAGUCCUUAAAAGAUCUUAUAUUUUUUGGUUGAAUGUACUUUGACUAGGAAUAGAAUUACCAGUCUCCCUGCAGCAGUUAAAUUUGGGGCAGAUUUAUUCACUAAUCCUGGUUCUGUAUGUAUGGACAAGCUUUGCUAGCACAAGGAAAGAAAUUAAACUGAGCAGAUAAGGUUUGAAGCCUGCCAAAGUCAUUUAAUGUGGUGCUGCCACUGGACGUAGAACCACUGUGAUGUCUUCUAAUUAAUAACAGUACCCUCAUCAGUCUAAACAGAGUAGUUAAAACUGGAAUGCAGUCCAUCCAUUGCCUUGUUUAUCCACGGCUACUUGACAUAAGAGUUUACAACUGGAGUAAGCAAAGCUGAAGUCUGGUACUCCUUCCCCAGUUUGUAUUUGAUAACCUUUUGUUAAUUUUACCUAUUUUAAUUAAAUCUAGUUUGCAUAAGUCUGUGCUCAGUUCAUAAUUAAGCCAAAAUAAACUCUGAAAUAAUUUCUUUGAAGAAGUGA
Cuculus canorus (common cuckoo) is the source of this 3780-nucleotide messenger RNA. RefSeq lists its product as uncharacterized. The transcript is spliced from 12 exons. Bases 16 to 1248 code for a protein of 410 amino acids. Gene Ontology annotation, biological process: mRNA 3'-end processing by stem-loop binding and cleavage; mRNA transport. Gene Ontology annotation, cellular component: histone pre-mRNA 3'end processing complex; cytoplasm. NCBI's taxonomy places the organism in Eukaryota, Metazoa, Chordata, Aves, Cuculiformes, Cuculidae. The record is from RefSeq and is a predicted model, not a curated record. Gene Ontology annotation, molecular function: mRNA binding; histone pre-mRNA stem-loop binding.